AAUUGUAGUUUUUGGUGAAAGGUAGUUGUAAAAAAGUGAAAAACGUGAAUUUUUUUUUUUAAAAUAAUUUUUUUGAGUUUUUGGUACUCCGGAAUACAAUUUCAAAUUGUAUUCCGAAUAUUUAUGGCCAAACGCCCAAAAGCGAAAAAAAAUUCUGAAAAAAAGUGAAUAAUUUUUAUGGCCAAACGGCACCUAAGAUUAGAGAAGAAAAGGGCGUGGAGAGCAAAUGUAGCUCGUAAUCUUAAGGAGCUUCGUGUCCUUUUUUCUCCAAUAUCUCCUCAAAGUGCAGUCACCAGAUCGUUUAUUGAGAAGAAUUACAAAGAUCUCAAGACCCAUAGCCCCAAAUUGCCUAUUUUGAUUCGUGAGGCUAAUUCCAUUGACCCUCAGCUGUGGGCCAGAUAUGACCUCGGAGUUGAAAGGGGGAUCCUACUGGACGGCCUGACAGAGGAACAGAUCUCAAAGGUACUUGAGGACCUCAUGAAAGUAGGGGCAUCCCUUAAAUCUUGAUGACAUAAAAUCUGUAAAACAGUCCUGAGUAUCCUGAAGGGGGAGCCUUGGCGUAACUGGUAAAGUUGCUGUCAUGUGACCAGGAGGUCACGGGUUCGAGCCGUGGAAAUAGCCUCUUGCAGAAAUGCAAGGUAAGACUGCGUACAAUAGACCCUUGUGGUCCGGCCCUUCCUCGGACCCCGCGCAUAGCGAGAGCUUAGUGCACCGGACUGUUUUUUUUUUUUUUUUUUUUUUUUUUUUUUUUUUUUUUUUUUUAGUCCUGAGUAUCCUCAGUAUAGUGCUUUUAGAAUAAUCUUAGUUGACUCCGUUAUUGUGAGUCAGCUAUAAUAUGAAUCAACACUUGCCAACUUGGUCAUAGUUGCUGUCCAAACGCCAAUAACCAUAAUAUGCAUACGCAUGCAACUUCAGAUAUUUGGAUUUUAUAUACUUUGGUUUUUCUAUUUGGAAAGCCAAGCUUUGAAAUUGUCUGCUUUUAUAGAAGCAUAACAUCAUUUCUUGUGCUUGUAGUGCAUUUGAUCCAAUGCAUGAGGUUCCAUCAGUUGCAUAUUUGGUAAUCGGGUCAAUUUUUACUUCCCAUGACAUGUAACUCUUGCACCAU
Messenger RNA from Lycium barbarum (goji berry), 1105 nucleotides. RefSeq names its product NADH dehydrogenase [ubiquinone] 1 alpha subcomplex subunit 2-like. NCBI's taxonomy places the organism in Eukaryota, Viridiplantae, Streptophyta, Magnoliopsida, Solanales, Solanaceae. The coding region runs from base 178 to 507 and encodes 109 amino acids. The transcript is spliced from 3 exons. The record is from RefSeq and is a predicted model, not a curated record.